AUGACCCGCAGACUCACCAUCAGCGGCAGCCGGUCGGAAAUGGGCUUGCUUGAGGAGUCGGCUUCCGAACCAGCGACGCCUCCCCCAAGUUGGACUCCCGCCAAACAAGACUUUUGGAAAAAGCCUUCGAAAUGGCAGAUCUGCAUGCCUCGUUUACGCCUGCUCGCCAAAGUGUUUGCCUCGUUCCUCUGUUUCGUCCUUCUCGUCAAGAUCAUGGCCCAGAAACCACCUCCUCCAGCCAAGACGCCUCCUCCUGCACGCCCGAAACCGCCAUCCGAGGAUGAGUUGAUGGAUAAGGCAAAGAAGGAAGAUUGGAUUUGGAAAGAUUUCACAACGCACGAUGGAUUGACACGUGGGACGUCACAUCUCCGGUCUUGCGCGACUGGCGAAAUCGAUUGCAAGAACAGCGCUCCCCACCUCACCCGGUACGAUGGCUAUCGUAGCCUGCAGGAACCUGCUGAGCAGAUCGUCCCUUGCAUUGGCCCACGAGGUCUGCCUUUGAACGAGAGCCAAGAGGAUGCAAUCUGGGCAUACCCUGGCCUUGCAAACGGUGCUGUUGACCCUUUGCUAGGGUCCUACGAGGCGUCCGGCCUAGAUGGCGAUGUCUCGUUCGACCGUAUUGGCCGCUUCCAGGCGUAUGGAUUAGAUCAGUUUGAUGCUGUCGACCUAGAAGACAUGAAGAAGACAAGUGAUGUCAACUGGGACACGGUCAACUGGGCUGAAUUGCAGGAGGCCUGUGCCGCCGUUAACAAGCAGCGAUUUAAACCAGUCAAGGAGCGCCCACAAAGCUCAAUUCAAUAUUCCAACAUCCGGCACAAGCACGACCAGCCGUCGCCAAAAGCCCUUUCAACGACCAUGGAACCUGGGCUUGUCAAUAAAGUAAAACGCACCGCGAUCCUCAUCCGCGUAUGGACUGGUGCCAAAUGGACCGCGGAUGCUGUUAUGAACAUUCGUGCAAUGGUCGCCGAGGCUUCUUUGGCCAGCGGAGGAAAGUACCAGGUGUUUCUGCUCCUGCAUGUCAAAGAUGAAAGUGUCCCCCUAUUUGUCGGCGAGGAUGAGCCGCAGGCCACUAUUGGAAAGCAUAUCCCUCCCGAGUUCAGGUCGAUGACAGAGGUUUGGAACCAUGCUCAAAUUCGUGGUCUGUACUCUAACCUAGCUGAUCACGCGUUUGUUGGUCGAUCCCCGUGGAUGAUCAUCCAGUGGUUCGCACGCAACCAUCCUGAAUUCGACUUCUUCUAUCAAUGGGAAUUCGACGUGCGCUACACCGGCCAUUACUUGGAUUUCUUUGAGGCCGUCUCCAACUUUGGUAGGAAACAACCACGAAAAGGAAUCUGGGAGCGCGCAGGCAGAGUGUACCUACCUAGCGUUCAUGGCGAUUUCGAUACCGACUUUCGAGAUAGAACGCGGAACGAGGAUCCUCACCAUGUCUGGGGUCCAGUGUCUGUCGAGGGCGUAAAGCCUCGUGGACCGAAGCCCCCCGGAAAGGAAUCCGAAGAUAACUACGAAUGGGGCGUUGGCGAAGAUGCCGACUGGAUCGGCUUCCUCCCAAGUUUCAACGUCACGGGGACAAACUGGUGGUUUCGAGACUAUCUUUGGGGCUAUGCUCAAGGCAAAUCCACCCCCAGAAGAGCCACUCUCAUCGCUCAAGGGAGGGUUAGUCGACGCGUCUUGGAAAUCAUGAACUACGAGAACGCCGAGAAUGGGCAUCACAUCGAUGCGGAGAUGUUCCCUCAAACCAUGUGCCUUCACCAUGGUCUAAAAUCCACGACAUUUCCCCAUCCUAUAUUUGCCGAUCGCCAUUGGCCCCCGGAUGCUUUGCAGUCCACCUUCAAUGGCGGACCUUUCGGACAGGCCGGUGGCUACUGGAACAGCACAUUCAGCAAAUGGAAUGAGUAUGCCUGGACAAACAUGACAUGGUAUUACAGUUCAGCUCUGGCCAUGCCGAUCUACCAGCGGCUCCUAGGGGUCACUGCUCACGAGAGUGGUGGGCAGGAAUGGGAAGAUGCUUACGGAAGAACGGUUGUUCGCCCCAUGCUACUCCAUCCCGUCAAGGGCGGCAAGUCAUGGCAGUGGACGGAAGAUGGCUGGCUGCAGACCAAGGGUGGAAAGUAA
Capronia epimyces CBS 606.96 is the source of this 2112-nucleotide messenger RNA. RefSeq lists its product as uncharacterized. Bases 1 to 2112 code for a protein of 703 amino acids. NCBI's taxonomy places the organism in Eukaryota, Fungi, Ascomycota, Eurotiomycetes, Chaetothyriales, Herpotrichiellaceae. The transcript is spliced from 3 exons. The record is from RefSeq and is a predicted model, not a curated record.